Molecule: messenger RNA, 1088 nt
Organism: Fukomys damarensis (Damara mole-rat)
Lineage: Eukaryota; Metazoa; Chordata; Mammalia; Rodentia; Bathyergidae
Gene: Polr1f
Product: RNA polymerase I subunit F
Exons: 5
Coding region: 38-1075 (345 amino acids)
Biological process (GO): DNA-templated transcription initiation; DNA-templated transcription
Cellular component (GO): RNA polymerase I complex
Source: RefSeq, a predicted model, not a curated record
GUCAUUGAUACGCGCCGUAGGAAACCUCACCAGCCGCAUGGCUGCUGGUUCCUCCGAGGCUUCGCUGCCCAAGGGGCCCUCGGAAGGACGGGUGGUGGGACCGGCCGGCCCCCUGCCUUGCUUGGAGCUGCCGACCUAUGCAGCUGCUUGUGCGCUGGUGAACAGCCGUUACUCCUGCCUUGUGGCUGGGCCCCACCGAAGACACAUCGCCCUGUCGCCCCGCUACCUCAACCGGAAACGCACCGGUAUCCGAGAGCAGCUGGAUGCCGAACUCCUGCGCUAUUCCGAGAGCCUUUUAGGUGUCCCUAUUGCAUAUGAUAACAUCAAAGUUGUGGGUGAACUAGGAGAUAUUUAUGAUGAUCAAGGACACAUUCAUCUUAACAUUGAAGCAGAUUUUGUUAUUUUCUGCCCUGAACCAGGGCAAAAGCUUAUGGGUAUAGUUAAUAAAGUGUCUUCUAGCCACAUUGGCUGUCUAGUACAUGGAUGUUUUAAUGCCUCCAUUCCUAAGCCCGAGCAAAUGUCAGUUGAGCAGUGGAACACUGUGGAGGUAAACGUGGGUGAUGAACUAGAAUUUGAAGUAUUUCGUCUAGAUUCCGAUGCUGCUGGAGUAUUCUGCAUUCGAGGAAAACUAAACAUCUCUAGUUUACAAUCCAAGUGCUUUGAAAUUUCUGAAGAAGUAACAGAAACUGUCACAGAGGAAGCUGUUGAAAAAAUUGCGAAGAAGAAAAAGAAAAAGAAGAAAGCCCCAGAAAUAGAUGACUUGGAUGUCAGUGUCACAGAGCUAGCAGAUUUAGUAGAUAUGACUCCAAAGGAAGAAGACGACCUGCAGAUUAGUAAUAAUGUGAAUGACCCUUGGGAAGAAGGGCCAAAGAAGAAGAAGAAAAAGAAGAAAAAGGACCAGGAGUAUCAGGAUCAGGACCCUGUUUUCCAAGGCAGUGACUCCAGUGGUUACCAAAGUGACCAUAAAAAGAAAAAAAAGAAAAGAAAACACAGUGAAGAGGUUGAACUUACCCCAGUUCUGGAAUGCUCACCUAAGAAGAAGAAAAAAAAAUAUAACCCAGCACCUUUGCACUGAGCUGUAUCUCCUC